Messenger RNA from Patiria miniata (bat star), 8156 nucleotides. RefSeq names its product Krueppel-like factor 6 (gene klf6). Bases 247 to 1113 code for a protein of 288 amino acids. Gene Ontology annotation, molecular function: DNA-binding transcription factor activity, RNA polymerase II-specific; RNA polymerase II cis-regulatory region sequence-specific DNA binding. Lineage: Eukaryota; Metazoa; Echinodermata; Asteroidea; Valvatida; Asterinidae. The record is from RefSeq and is a predicted model, not a curated record. The transcript has 3 exons. Gene Ontology annotation, biological process: regulation of transcription by RNA polymerase II.
UGUGUACGUGCGUUUGGUUGCUCGUACGUGCGGUCGGUCCGACGUUGCGGUUGUAGCAUGUGUGUGUACGUGCGUUGGCGGUGAGCGAGUGGAAAAAAGGGGCAGGUCUGUUUUUUUGGCGUUUUUGGACCACCAAAACAACCCCACAAGCCGUGCUCCAGGAACGACAUAAUUUGUGGGAUUCUCGUGAAUGUCUCCACUUGAUAUCGUCUCAUUUUGACGGUGAUUUUUCGAAGGAGGAAAAUCAUGGACGUAUUUCCGAGCGGAGACAUUUUCCAGGAGUUGCAGGUCCUGCAUGAGACGGGUUGCUACUCGGCGCUGCCAUCGCUGGAAGAGCAUUGGCAUCAGAACUGUCUGGAGAUGGAGCGGUACCUGAAGGCCGAACCUUGCCAGACACAAGACAAGAAGAUCAAGGAACCGGAGAACCCCUGGAACAAGUUCAUCCUGUCCUGCCAGCAAGUCAUCCGUGAAAAGGAGGUGGAGACUUUACUCAGCCUAUCGGACAGCGAGAGCAACGACAGCCGCUUUGACAUUGACACCAUGAGCCUGUCCAGCUCUAGCGGUGCAUCAUGGGACAGCUCAGGGGAGCUCUCGCCCUCCCCGACGGCCACAGUCACCCAGGACCCUUUCCGGGCCGAGUUUAAGGCUAAAGUCAGUACGGUGACGCUCACCCCGCCUUCCUCCCCAGAAAUCACGCGGGUCAUGCCCGUGACAGUACCAGUCAACCAGUUGGUCGCCGUCAGCAUGGUGCACAGUAACGGUUCUAUCGUGGACAGGACAACGGUGCGCGUGCGGAGCGUGAAUCCAGCGCGGUCUUUGGGGAAGCGGGCGGAAUCCCCCGACAGCAAGCGGAGAAUCCACAAGUGUCAGUUCCCAGGGUGUCGGAAGGUCUAUACCAAGAGCUCACACUUGAAAGCUCACCAGAGAACACACACAGGAGAGAAACCAUACAAAUGUACUUGGGAGGGCUGUGAGUGGAGAUUUGCCCGCUCGGAUGAGCUGACCCGCCACUACCGCAAACACACCGGUGCCAAGCCAUUUAAGUGCAAUAGCUGCGACCGCUGCUUCUCCCGAUCAGACCACCUGGCCUUGCACAUGAAGAGGCAUCUCUGACGCCAGCGACUUGUGGGCAGAGGGCAGCGCGCGGCCGGCAAGAGUCUACUCAUCUCAGCAUUGGUAGAUCAGAGAUGACCAUCAUCAUCUCCUACUAACCGCCAUCCUCCCUAUCUGCAUUAUAAUUACAGAGUACACUUAGGUCCUGAAAUCACUAGCUCUGCCAUGAAAAAGGGGGAAAUGAACUGCACUGUAUAGUUAACGAGUGGGGGAUAUUACUGCAAAGCAGUACGGAAGAGGUAUUGUGUACGGUAGGUUUGGGAACGGAGCUGUCCUGUAACGAUUGUGACGCCCAGGAAUUUUUACACAGGGUCUCGGAAUGGAAAGGAGCGAUACAGUGAGGGCUUAUAAAUGUGUACGUCAUCGGCCAGAGUUGGUCCGGUCAUAUGGAGCAGUAGUUGUACAGUGAACACGAUAUCAUUUGCAUCCCGCAUCUGAUGUUUAUGUACGUAUGUAUGUUUAAUAACAGUGUUUGCCUAUCAUUACUUGUACACAUAAAAACUAAAAUAGUAAGUAUAUAUCAAAUAUAUCCAAAUUUCCUUGGUGGAGGUACAAUUUGAGCAAAAAAAGUACAAAACUCUAAAACCAAAAAAAAGUUUAUAAACUGUCUAUGAGGUCAAAUUAUUGGUAAACUCAACAAUUGUAUAAAUUGUAAAAACUAAAAAAAAAAAAAAUCUGUUACUACUUUUGAAAUAUUGAUGCAUUAUAUAUUUUUGUUUUGAACAAUAAUUUGUUUAUCAAUAGUUUCUUUUCCAUUUUUUUAGUACAUGUAUAUGAUUUUCUUAAAACUACUGCAUGUUGUAAGAGCAACUAAUGCAAAAAGUAAAAAAAAAAGACAUUGAAAAGGCAAAGAAGAGUUUUUCAAAGGAGAGCGAGUGCAGCCAUGAUGAAGAAGCAAUCUUUGAACUUUUCCGUGUAGACCUGGGAGGAAGCAUCUUAUCAGUGGUUAUCCUGGUUACGGGGCCACACGAAGGUUGCCUAGCAACAGGUCAAGUGUUGCAGUGCAUAUUAUGGCAACUAUCGUUGUCUCAGGCGACGGAGUAUGCAAGUUGCGGGACAAAUACUUCAUCUAGGUCCUUUGCGUUUGGCAUUCACUGGCCAUCAGUUCACGAGCUCUUUCAGGAAGCAUGUUUUGCCUGUGAAGCAGAGGUUUGGUUGUUAACACUGAUGAUACAUUCAUGAUGAGGCAGAUCUUAGUCAUGAGCUGGCAAGCUUGCAGUUUUAACCCCCCCCCCCCAAGCCUUGGGGGGUCUGUAGUCAUAGUGUGUGUCUGCGCAGCGCUUCCUGAUCACCUGCCACCGUCACUAUGGCAACAGGAAGGAACCAUUCAACAAUUAGACAGAUCCAUUUGGUUCAUGUGCAUGUAAGGUUAUUUGUCAGCUGCCUGUUUGAAUACAUGUACAUUUAUGUUAGGUUUGUCACAGUUCCACCACAUACAUAGUUCAAGGAUAAAAAGUUAAACUAAGUAGUUUGUUGGGAAGGGAGAUUGAGGGGAUGCAAGGAGAAGAUAACAAAACAUGCUUCUUCACAAAAUAAAUCUAAACUGGUACAUGUAUUUUGGUCUUGGUACAAAAAAAAAAUCAAUACACUUCACAGUUUUGAGCACGCACGUCAGUUUUCCUUGUUGGUGUAAACAAUUGGUUUUAUCUAUGGCAACAACUCUGGUGUAGUAAUUACAGCAAAUCACUUGAUGCAACUGUACACAUGCUGAGAGUCAUAUUUAUAUCUGGCCUUUAUUUAUCACCGUUGUUUAUGAAGCUAGUGACGUGGCAGCACCAGUGGAGGAAAACAUGGGUGAAAAUUCUGAGACAGUUUCAAAGCGCAUGCUAUAUUUCCUCUUGUUAGUGCCCUGUGUUUUUUUAAUUAAGGCUGCCUGGGCGAAAUGCAUCCUCGUAAUUACUAACUGUGCUUGUAUUACACUAGUUUUUUUCAAUUCAUUGUGUAGCUUAUAAUAAUGUGCACUCUUAUAGGAGUGCAGUAUCAUAGUAUCUAUAAUUGUUUGGGUGUUUUGAUUUAAUCCCACCCACAAAUUUCAUCAUUCCGUUUUCAUACUCAACUAAAACAAAACAAAAAAGUUUGAAUAACAAACACUGCAGAUUGUUUUACUCCAAGUGGCCUUAUGUUUAAAAACAACCUGUUGAUGUAAAUGGUGCUGUUUAUUAGCUUAGUUCCUUUUGGAUAUUUUUUGUGGGUCGGAUUCAGUUUCCAAGUUAUUUUUUACACUUCAUGAAUGUAUACAUAAAAAUGUGAAUAAUUCUACUCGUUAUCAGCAGCUGGUACAAAACUGUAAGUACAUGUACAUGUAUGUACUCUAAUGUCGGUAUAUUAAUCGUUGUUAUGAAGAUUCUGUCAAUAUCGUGAAUAUCUGAGAUUUGCAGAAGUGUUUUGGCUUGCUGGGUAAGAGGAGUUUUCUCCCCAUGUUCUCUAUGUAUCAACCAAAAGAGAAAGUUCUUUUUGAGGUAUGUAGGCUGCCACACUUUGUAGAAUGUAAAUUCCUGGGUGCAUGACCCCUAAGCUACGGUAGUCUCUUUAAGGUCACCGUCGGAACUUUCGCUUCCCUGGGCCUGGUAAAGUGUGGGAAAAUAACACUUGUCUGACAUUGAAUGCUGAUGCCCGAAUGAAAGGCAGUGGGGGUUUUUGUAAAGAGGAAGUCAUGCAUGCACCAGGUUGGUCCAGAAAAAAAAAUAAAAAUACUGGGUGCACUUUUUGGCAAUGAAUUGCGGGGUGCCAUGAAUUGUCCAUUGACGUCAGCUCUACCUGAUUUCCUUCUCUCCCUGUGGGAAGUGAAAGAGGGUACAUGGGAUAAUUGUUCUCAUAAUGGGGGUCACUAGGAAAAAAAAAGCUUUGAACGUAAACCCUCAAAAAUGACUUGGACACUGACUAGCAAUUGUAUCAGCCAAGGCCAGCUAUGCUCGGAAUUUUCCAUCCUGUUCUGGGCUUUCAUUCAUUGAGAUACUGCUUGCUGAUUGGUUGGUUGAAUGUGUGGGAGUCCAGGAAGGAAAAGAAAGGGGGGGGGGGACUAGAGCUGGAUGAUUUGUAGUACUCUUCAACUGUGAGGGUUUUUUCAAGGAAAAAAAAGGAAAGAAAAACAUGUAUUGAACUGAAACUAGAACUUGACUGUUCAAAGAUCAUGUGAAAAUGAAAGAGGUGUGCACGGGAACUUUGUGACUUGAACUUUGACCCUUCUGUCUAGCUGGUUGUGGUAUCACCAUGGAGCUAUCUUUUCAUAUUGUAAUUGUACCACUUGGGUGAUCUGUCUAGACCGCUGAUCAACACAAUCAUAUGAAGAACAGAACAGUUUUUGGAUGAGAAAAAAAAUAACAUUGUGAUUAUAAAAACAGAAAAGGUCAGGCAUGUUUGUGAUAGCUGCGUUGCAGUGAUAAUUUCAUUAAUAUCAGUUAAUAUCAGAUCCUCACCUUGGCCGGUUAAUUAAUGACAGAACCUGUCCCUGAAUUUCCUGCUAUCAGAAAUUGCAGAGUAGCAAGGGCCAAAACAACAAGGGACUAUUGAAAUAGAAACCAGCAGUUCUCUCUCACUACCCGCAUCAGUCAAGCGUGGGAACUGUGGAGGCGAUCCCUGGAUGACUCACUGAUGUGAUACAUGCACUAGGUGUUCAGGAAACUAGACUAGUCAAAUUGCCAUCCCUGCAGGCUGAUCAAGGCCUUAUGCAUGCCUGAUCUCAAGUGCAAUUUCUACACAGUUUUCUUUCCUUUAGAAGUACAAUUUGUUUAAAGGGUAGCAUGAUCACGACUGACCGACCUUGAUGAGAAAUGUUCCAUACACUGGUGAAGCUGGUGUCGCAUAAUGAAAACAAAAACAUCCAACCCUUUUUAGUGUGAAUGACAAGCCAAACUUAAUGUAAUGCAUGGAGAUGUAAAUGCAUGAAGUAGAAAUUGCCAAUGUAGUGUGUAGAAUAUGUAGAUAAAUCAUGAAGUAGAUUUAAUAGUGUUGGAAUACUAACUUUAAUCAUGCCAGUUGUCUCUUGACCUGUGUGUGUGGGGGAGUCGAUGACAAGAGGAGUAACUAUGAAUUGUAGGGGGAAAAGUUGCUUGUGAAAUGACGUAUGUCUGAUUACCUCUUGUCUGAUUUCUUGCAAAAUUGAUGAACGUGAAAUUGAUGUACAACAUGGAAAAAUCAGAAAUAAAGGAAUUGAGAAUAUUACAGCACGUUUUAAAUAAAAAAUUCACUGGCAUUGUUCGAUUGGUGUAAACAUGCACAGGCAAGACAACAAAUUCAAAAAAACUAUAAAAAAAACAAAUAAAAAAAAAUAAAAAAUAAAGAAAAAUAAAAAAAGAUAAAAAAGAGGGCUUUAGCCAUCAUGCUAAUUGAGGCAUUAAAAAAAUGUAAGGCUUGAAAGAUGUUGCCUACAUGCAAUUGUGGAUCAGAAGGUUAUAAGGAUUUUGAAAUUGGAACAAGAGAACUCUUCUUACAGUUGCGGUUGAAGCCCUGUGAGGGAAAUUAUGUUUAAAAAGUAUGAAAUAUAAAAUGAAAUUACAAAAACUAUUGUGUGAAUAUUUUUUGUGUACAAAAAAAAUCAAACGGUACUGAGUUAUAUAAUUUAUAUAUUGAAUAUUUAGUUCAGAGAAUAAAACUAGCAUGUUCUUUUUUUAUUUUAAAGUCUUUUCAUUUUACUGGAAUUGUAUAAUUUGUUUUUUAUUUCAAAGGUAUAGUUACGGGAAUAAUUAUUACAUAAAAUGUUGUCAGAACACAGAAUGACGAAAGCAAAUCGGCCAAUUGUAGCCAUUUGCCCACAUGACUUCUGUCGUUCAUGCCUUUAAUUAAUCAUAUGUAUGAUUUACUAAAAAAGGAUAUUUUUUAUUUUAUGCAAGUAAUGGCAGUUCUGCCAGCUGCACAUUUAUGUAAACCAAAAAAAAAUUUAAAAGAAAAAUGGCUAAGAAACAUCACGCACUGUGCGAAACUUGACUUGGUCACUAUCUGUAAAGCAACCUAUGAAUGAACUAUAUAUAUAUAUAUACUGUAUGUAUAUCUCAAUAGAUGUAAAGCAUGAACAUGUGUAUAUCUUCAAUAGUUGUAAAAGCUUAUCGUGAGUUUGUGUAACACUGUUUGAAAAGCUGUACAUGUAGGUAGAGUAGUGACUGUUGUAAAACCUCCACGUUGCCUGUAGAAUUCCCCCAUGUACAAAUAUCUUGGCCCUCAACUUGUUUUGGAUGUUUCAUGGGUGGCUGGAACGUGAAGGGGCAUGGCUGAUAAAUGUUCAAAAUGAUGGUAUUUAGUGGUGGUGCAAAUUUAACGAAUUGCGCCAAACCGUGGUUGCUGAAAUGUGUAACGAUGAUCACAAAAUCGAGUGAAACGUAUAUUCUUGCAGUGGUGAACAUGUAUUGAUGGUGUGUGAAAUGAUAACGUCGUAAGGCCUUCAUGUAUGUUGUCAGCAAAAUUGAUUGGUUCCAUUGGAUCAGGUUAUAGUACAUGCACGGAAAACAUGUUGCGUGUGUGCAUCAGCAUCAAUGAGUCAAUGCAGCAGUCUGAUAAUUGCACAGUGUUGAAUAUACCACAUGGUUGUGUGCAAAGAGCUUCACUUUGUUGGCAAUACUUCAGAUGCAAAUGUGGUCAUAAUGGAAGCGGUAGCUCAAAAAUGAAAAAUGACACCCCCGUUGCUCUAAUUGUCUCGCAUAUCCGGAAUUCACUUGGAACGUCAUGCACGCAAAGAUGAAUUUGCAUUUUCCAUUCGCCUUUACAGCAAAGAGAUUCAGCAUAUGCCAAUACUGCGUAUCAAUCAAAUGCUUCUUCGCACUUUGUCAUUCGUGCUGGUCCCAGAGAGUGCCAGCCAGGCUAUAGUUGUCUUUGUACCUCACUGACUGACUAAAUUGACUCCAGUGUGAGCCGGGCAGUGCUAUCAUGUAGGAUUACCUUGUAACACCAAUGAAUGGGCUAUUAAAUCCGGCUCGUUGUGUACACAGAUGCACGAAAAGGCUUCCAACAGGUUCCAGUGAAUAGCUUUUCUGGAUCAGGUGAAUGGAAUAUUGUGGGCUCUUGGAACAGCUUGCCUUGUCUUGCUUCUGUUAAAGCAAUUAAAAUUAACAAUAAUUUUUCAGCCUUUGGAGAAGCAAUGUACUUUCAAAUAAUGAGGCACUGGCAGUAAGGGUAAAUCAUAUCACAGCUUCUUUCCCUGCAUGUGUUUAUCAAGGCAUCUUUGGAAGGCCUUUAGCAACCCUGGUAUCAGUCAGCCUAUCUCUAUGGUCAGACCUUGUGCUCAAUCCUGGUAUGCAUGGAGAAAUCAACUUGAUUUGCUGAGGCAAGCGGCAUGCCAACGAUUUGAUUCUCUGCAUGUUAUGGCAGACUCUGGCCCUUAGAAUUCCAAAAGCUUAGGAAAUCCUCUGAGGGUACUAGAUAACAAAAUUGUCUAGUUACUGUGUAGUGUGUACAUGUACAUCCCAUCAUAAGCUUGGCACAGUCUGGAACACAUGAGCCUCAGUCUAGCAAUCACACCUCCCUCCAAUCAUCACAUCAUUAUUAUGGAUGAUGCCUACAUGUGUAAGAUGUCUGUCCUGACUAGUAGACUCCUUCUUCAGUCUGAUUUCCAUGGUCAAGUGAUGUCAUUUGGCAGUAAUUGUAUGUUUUUACCACUCUUGAAGUUGUACUUGUUCAGAGGAAGUGUGGCUUCGGUACAAGUCUUAAGGUUCGGCAUCAAAGCAACCAUUUGUCAUAGCUGUUUUGAAAUUGAACAGCGGCUGGUCGUGUAUACAUUCCAGCUAUUCAAGCUCAACACUACAGCUUUCGAGUGGGAAAAUCAUGCCAGUUUUUAAUAUGUAAGUCGGAUAAUAGAAACCCCAAAUUUACUAAAUUUUCCCGUAAAUUUGCCCAGAAAAUUGUAAUUUCCUACUCCUAGCAUGAUGAGGCCUUUCUUGAAAAUAGUGAUGUAGUAACACCAUGUACCUUUAAUGUAAUAUCUGUGUAUAUUAAUAGUAUAUAAUGUGCAACAGCUAUGCUUGCUCCAUUUAUUUUGUUAUUUUUCGUCUAUUUUGACUCAGGAUCUGCAUUUAGCUGGUAAAUUAAUAAAACAACUUCGAGUAUGGAAUUUCAUA